Molecule: messenger RNA, 3181 nt
Organism: Liolophura sinensis
Lineage: Eukaryota; Metazoa; Mollusca; Polyplacophora; Chitonida; Chitonidae
Product: PH domain-containing protein DDB_G0275795-like
Exons: 2
Coding region: 191-1060 (289 amino acids)
Biological process (GO): retrograde transport, endosome to Golgi; endosome organization; receptor recycling
Cellular component (GO): trans-Golgi network; early endosome; recycling endosome
Source: RefSeq, a predicted model, not a curated record
AGCAGACGCUGAAUUUUAAAGAUUUUAUUAAGAGUUUAAAGAGAGUGUGAUGUAAGGUCAUAUCUUAGUAACCAAAAUGAGCUUUAAAGGAAUCGAGGAUUUUAUAGCGAAUUCUCAGUGAAAUGAAGGCAACAAUGUGAUUAUCUUGUGAAGAAAACUUUUAAUUAGCCUCCAGAAUCUGUGAAGCACCAUGAAAAUUAAUGAGAAAACUCUCAUAGCUUAUGCCAUUUCCCCAUCGCCUCCAGAUAAGGAAGGCCUUCUGCUGAAGAAAGGAGAGGUAAACAAAGGCUUUCAGAAGCGAUGGUUCGCCUUGAAAGGAAACCUUCUGUUUUACUAUGAGAAGAAGGGUGACAAAGAACCAGUGGGUGUCAUUGUUUUGGAAGACUGUACUAUUGAGUGUUUUGACAGUGGGGAUGGUUUCUCAUUUAUGAUCAACUUUCCAGGCUCACACAGUCGAACGUACAUUCUGAGUGCAGACAGUCAAGAGGAAAUGGAGUCAUGGAUGAAGGCACUGUCUUGCUCAAGUUAUGACUACAUGAAACUGCUGGUGUCAGACCUCCAGCGAAAGCUGGAUGAGGUCAAUAAGGAUGAGACUAGCAAGCUGGUUCACAUGGGAGACAGAGCGUCCAGAAUGGUGUCGCGCACUUACUCUGAUGCAUUUAGUCCAAAAAUGGAAGGGGUGGAUACAGCUGAGGAGGCAUUGAUAUCAUUUGGGGAUAACUCCUCGGCCAGCGGUACUGGCAGUCAAAACAGCACGCCCAUGGAACGCUUUAACCCCUUCGACCCACCUAGCUCCAAGGGGGUGGUGAAUGGUGGACAACCAGUGCUUGCCCCACCUCCCGUGGCAUCUAUGCGCAAUGCCCAUCAGAUGCGCAAGGCCCAAAGCCUCCCCGACCGCCAUCAUAAACCGAGGACGUUUAGUGAAAUGCACGAAGAAUUUGGACAGCUGAUCAAGGAUCGCUUAAAGCAGUCAACACUGGCAGAGACAGACAGCAAACCUAAAGCAUCACCAAGAAAUCAACCCAAGUCCUUGUCGCUAAAUCUUCCCACAAAUACGUAAAAGUAAUAAUACAGCAUACUUGUAUAUCAAGGCCUGAUUAUCUCCCUUUGUAAAGGAAUAAAAGCUGUUAGAGAGGGGUCUAGAAAAUGUCACACGGACACUAGCUUUUCGUUUUAAACACAUGUAGUUACACAGGCAAGAAAAUUUUAUUCCCGUUUAGCCUUUUGCUUGAGUUGUUACUCUUUUAUGUCUCAAAUGGUCAAUUGAUGUAAAAAAGACAAAUAUUUCUCCUUACCUUGAGGCCCACAUCGUAAAUGCUGUUGAUUUUAACAGAUUAUCUUUGUCCUUACUAGUCCUGAGCAAGAAAGUUUGAUGUGAUGGGAAGAUAAUGGUGGUGUUAACUUCUUAUAAUGGCUAAUUGGCUCAAUGUGUAUUCACUGCACCCUGUUCCCCUUCAUUGUAACUAGACAUUAUGACAAUUACAUACAUGUUGUAGUAUGCUAGCUUCAUGCACAUCUUCUCUUAAAGGGAAGGUCAUCUAUAAAGCCAUUGUGAUUUUUCACGUAGUAAUAGUAACAGUUAGGUUUAUUUAGUAAUAUUUUUCAUUUGAGACUGCAUGUAAGUAUUGCUUCUGUUACCAAGAGAGAUUAUUCUAUUACUAACCAAAAAAGGGAAUGUCAUUAGAGUGUUGUUUUAUCUGAAGAAUGGCUUUUUAUUGAAACUUUUAGAACCAUGUCUGGAUACAUGUAUGUAAUCUUGCAUGUCAGUCACUGACAUGGUGUUCCCUCUCCACACUCAGUGCUUGCCCUAGAAAAGAAGAACAAGAUGGUAGCCUUUGGUCACUAUUAUCUUGCUAUGAGGUGAUGAAACUAGUGAUUUUAAAUCUGUACUUACCUCAAAUAUUAGUUCAAUAUUGAAGUCUUGAAAUUUAGUAAUUAACAGGUAUACAUCUAUCUUUUGCCAAUUUUAUCAAUACUUAAUGCUGUCGUGUUUUUAUUUUAUUAGGAAAGAUGUCCUGUGAAAUAUUUUUAAUGCAUAGUUUGUUGCUUUUAUUUUUCUCAUACUUUACACUGUAUGUUAAAAUUGUGUUUCUUUAUUUUAUUUUUGAAGGCUUAAACGUUGACAUCUUUGUUAAUGUUUCUUAAUUUUUCACCUUUAGGUGUAAUAAGUUAAUGGUUAAGAUUUUUAAUUACCUAAUGAGACACUGAAGAAAGUUAAUUUCUUUAAAAUUCUGCAUGCGCAUAAUGAGAUUUUUAACAUGAAUUUUCAAUAUCUCGGAUGAGUAUGUGUGUACAUGAAAUCUGGAAUCAAUCUUUUACGACAUCUAAAUUCUUAAAGGGCCAAAGUUUAUUUGUAGAAAUAGUAUAAUGAGGACUAUGAUGAAAUGUGCAAAAUAGCAUCCCAGGCAUUAGGGUAUGACACAAUCAGUUACCAGCGGAAUUUCUUUUUGCUGCUGAUGUUCUUUUUUUACAAGACAAUCCAUGAAGUGUCAAAAACUCCCAAAUUUUUGUUUGAGGUUAAUAGUAGCUUAUAAUAACUAACUGUUUGUUCUGUUAGCGCAACAUCUCAGCAGGUGGGAGCCCUUAAAAAUUAAAGCAAUAUUCGUCACUUUCUAGGUUUCCAAAUGACAGAAUAUAGCAUAUAAAAUGAAAAAUAUGACAAAUGAGAAGUACAUCGGAGUUUAUAACCUGAGAUCAUUUGUUUUUUGAUGUUUUUAAUUCAAGGGUGGUAACCCAUACAUGUAAAUUGCGAAAUAUGGGAGAGAAUGCAGAGAGCAUAAAAAUGUAUGAACAGGUGAAGAAUAUCACAGAAAAGGUAACAAAUAAUUGACUGGUACAGACUUUAUUAUAGAUUCUUAAAUGGAUAUUAACUUUGAUGACAACUUUGCACUAGGUAAUAACAUACAUUUAUAAUUAUUAUUUUCACUCUAUAUUUUGAAGUCAACAAAUGUGUAUCUUACAGCUUUACUCUUCAUUUAACUUCAUGGCAAAACUUUCUGUAAAACCUCAGAAAUGUGUGUAAUAUAAUAAUGUUCUAUUUUUGUUAUGAAUCUGUAGGCCUGUAAUGUUUUUUUUUAACAUUUUGGUACAUAAUUAGCAUAAUCUGUACAUUUUUAACAAGAGAUUAUGACAGUCAAGCUAAAGAUGGCUUUUUUAUACAUUUUCUUGUGUUUUUUUUUAC